AUGGGUAGAGGAAGUAGCUGGGAAAUGUACAUGGGUAAUGCAAGCUCUAUGACACAGGUACCUACAGGCACAUCGGACAGCAGUCUACGUUCACUCGACGACCUCUUCCUCGAAGUAUUUCGACUCACAGCAAGGGCGUUUGAGCGAGUCGACGAGCCCGCGGGAGAUAGACUCGCUAGGAUCAAGGCGACGCAGUUCAGCGACGCAGUACCUUCGGACACGACUGUUGGUCGCGCGAACUCGGAGCAAGCGACGGCGCACCAGUACGACAGGUCGGAAGGAGUUGCAGUGGCGAGCAGAGGGCGACACGAGCAACCAGCUAGGCGAACAUCACUGCACCAGUUCAGCGUAUACGAGCGUGUCGUGACGGAAGAUAGGCGAGCGACUUCAAGGGUCGGGGCCUGUCAGGUGAACGUCAACCUGAGGACACUUGAGAGGUCAGGAUACGAGAGCCGGAGCGAACGUUCAACCGGCAGAGCCUGGAGUCCGGCGAGUAACCAAGCAAGCGAGCAUGGGACUCGGGGAGCGGGGCCAACGACCGUCACUAGCGUCGAAUACGAGGAUCUCUGUACGCAAGACAGGCACGCGCGGGGGUCAGGGCAGCGGACGUCAUGGGCCAAGGUCAAGGCUGUGACGAGGACGUACACGACAGACUACCGCGAGUACCAGGUGCAUCGCCACGGUGCCGAGAGAGAGGAGGUCGGAAAGUUGCUGGCGGUGCCGAAACGAGUCUUUGUGGUCGGGGACGAGGACCAGCGACCCGAGGAGCGGACUGGAAUGGAAACACGAGCAUCAGAGCAGGUGCAAGGUAUGACUGCGGAGGUCGGACUCACGGGUGGAAGCGAUACGGCGAGCGACGCGUGCCUUGCAGUGGUCGCGGAGACCACGCUCACCUAUGGGAUCUCCUCGACCGACUACGCGUACCCCGGACCUUUACCUCCCUCCGCGAGACCUGCCCUGUGUGCGCAGGAGCAUGCGACGAGCGCAUUUGAAUUCGGAGUGGACGACGCCCCCCUUUUGGACACACAGCGGGGCGGUGAUGGACACGACGGCGGCACGGAGCGUGUUGACUUGGCGAGGGUUCAGCAAGGGAGAAUUGUCGCGAUGAGCGAGAUGGAGUACAACGAGAGCUCGAGCGAGAAUCACGAGCAGCCGCAGGCAGAGUCGGCGGAGAGAGGACGGUGGCGAGGGACGAUCGCUCAAGCGCCUGAACCACGGUCUGCACAGUCUACUGGCGCCUCGCUGGUCGCCCAGGUGGAAGAUUUGGCACGUGCGUUCUCGCCGCUCCCACGUCUCUGCAAUACUAGCAGCUCGUUUGCGUGCAGCUCUACGUGGCGAAGUGCGAGAUGCCCUGCGGUGGCUCAUACCGGCCAGGCAGCAAGAACUGAGGGAACCACGCAGGGGACAUACGAGCGGCAGUGUCACGCCCAGUCGAGCCUACCUGGAGCAUACAUCCGAUGCAGGCAAUUCAGCGGCGCGCAGGAUGCCAGUGUCUCCGCGUCGGAACGUACGGGCGAGUGGGAACGGUUCGAGGGUGAAAGAGGGGUGAGACGGACUGGUCAAUGGGCAAGUGAGUCGCCGGAACAGUCAAGACUGAACGAAUGCGACGCAGCAGGUCUGGGCAUCGACGUGCAUGCACCUCCGCGCCAGCAGGCGGACCCGGCGAUCGCAAACUCAUUACCGGAGGGAACACUCACUCACGGACCUGUUCCAAGGCAAGAAUUGAUGAGGCAGGCGAGCUGGUUCCGCAACUCACAGUCAGAGUACUACCCGGACUCGAGCUCACCCCGCUCUCAAGUCAUGCUAAGCCAGUGCAUGGUGUCGGAACGAGCGACAGGCGGAAGCAGGAAGGACAGCGUUGAGAGUCUAGCGACGGACACGGAAUGGACGGGGUUCGAGCACGGCGCGUUACGGAGGAAACAAGACGAGUUAAAGAAGACGGCGAGACGGAGCAUUGCCGGGCGGGAUGGUCCCUCGGAGGGAAGGAAGCAGAACGCGGAGGGAGCGCCAACGUUCGGACGAGUCUCAACGGAGGCUGGAAUCACCGAUAAAGCCCCCACGACCAGUCGCUCACUUGCGGGACCGUUGUUCUCGCAGACCUGGGCUAUCGCAUUGGCACGGAAGGAGACGGUACACGUAGGCGAAGCUUCAGUAGGAAGAACGUCCAUUCCGGAGCGAUCUAAGGAGGAGGAGGAAGGCAGCUGCCGUCCACAAGCAUCUGAAGCGGAGGAGGGUCAAUAUGAUGCGGAGUUAGGGCCUGCUUUGGACACGAUGGGACAUAUCGAGGACACGCAUACAGGAAUUCAAGCUCGAGUUACGCGGAGGGCCGGAGGAAAGAGCAUCUAUUACGAGGCUACCUACGACAGACGGACGAGCCGAACCAUCACGCCCACGGGAGAGUCAAGGCACGCCUGCUCGGAAGUCACAGCGAGCCAGCAUGUUCUGUCUCUCCAGGCGGGACACGAGUACGGGAGCGAGAACAUGGAGAGCCAAGCCGUUGCGGAUACGGCACGGGCGAGCUCAGAGAUGGAGGUGCGCCGGAGGAAACAGCAAGAACAAGACGGUCCUCUGGAUGCAUCGAGGCGACAAGUUGCGGAUUCAGACGGGCAACGGGAGCUAUGGGAGGAACGUAUGGAGGAGAUGCAGACGUCCGGAUGCAGGUCAACACUCGAGAUCGCCUGGCGAUGCGCGAAACAACUAGCAGGUAGCGGAGACCACGUCGCGGAAGGAACGGCAGGCGAACCUCGGUAUCGAGAGCGUGCGGACAACGACAGCAGCGCGGGACGGAGGGAGCACGAGAAGGUUGGAGGGCUCGUGGUGGCCAUGAGACGAGUUUCCAGACGAGCCGGUAGGCGGGACGUCCAGCCACAGGACCCAGACGAGGCGCACACACACGGGCAGCUGGCCAGAGCAAGGGAGGAGAACGGACUCGCGAGCAGAUUCCUUACGGUGAAUGGUUCGAUGUGCAUGUACGAGCUGCAGGGGGCGAAGGACAAGACUGCCGACAGCAAGCGUGCCGAGGUCCGGGACGUCGAUGGUAGCCAGUCGGAGGAGGCGGAGUUGGGCGAGAGAGCAUCCAGGGUGACGAUUGUUCAACUGCAUGGACCAGGGCCGGUGCUGUUCACGCCCGGGGUGCUAGUCUCUCGAGCCGCGGAGGGGGUACAUGCCAUCUCGCGUUGCCUGAGGUCAAUCCGGACCCCCGAUCUAUCGAGCUCGCUCGCGUACAACACCGUCUGGCGACACACGCUACAAGAAGCGACGGGUGGUAGUCCAGCGAUUGGGCAAGGUGGAUGUUGCACGCGGGAGCCGGUGCAGUUUCGAGGCAACAAGGAGCGAACGGAGACGACUAAGUGCUGGGGCAAGUGGUACAAGCGCUCGGGGAUGAAUCAUGGCAGGACGGAGGCCGGGGAGGGUCGGAAUUUACUGAGGGUGAAGGCACACGGCUCAUUGGACGAUGCAGAAGAGCGAGUCAGGACAAUCGAGGUACAAUGGACCGAGCGAGCGACACGUGCGCGGAAGAUGGGUCGUAGAGCCAGUGCAGCAGUAGAGACCUGCGCCAAGGUGGAGGAAAGCCCACGGACGCACAGUAUCACACCGGAGUGUAGCAAGGCGGGAUAUUCCACGAGACCUCAAGUGCGACCCGGAAAGCUCUUGCGAAGCGACGAGGGAAGGUCCGGGAAUGAGCCACUAGUCGAGACGCAAGCGAGCAAGAAGGGGAGGGGCAGGUGUCGGAUUGUGACGGACACGUGCGUAGGGAGCCAGCCGAACAACCACACGAGAGAGGACCCGACGGCGAGAGAUGGUAGUCCAGGGAACGAGCCGAGCGAGUCUGACGACAGACGACUGCGAUUGGACGUGCCAGAGACGGCGAACGGCUGCGGGCUGGGCGAGUGCAGGCCGCAAGAGGUGUCUGGCGAGGGGGUUUCAUCCGAGGCUAGGGGUGGACGUAGGGAGGUACGAGGUCCGGGACCGGGAAGCGAGCAAGCCGAGUUCGAGCGGGAAGGUUGCGUAUGUCAAGACCGGAGCCCAGGAGCAAGUCCAGAACGAGGACGGACCGGGGAAACAGGGUCCGAGGAUACGAAGGCGACUUGCGACGAGUACGUGCAGACCGAGCACAAGGGAAUGGGCGAGUGGAUGCAGGACAGCGACCACGAAGUCAAGCCGUUGCAGGUGAACACUGGCAUGGUCGAGGUCAGUAAGCCGACCAGCGCUCUCGUAGACGUACCCGAUGUAGCUCGGGAAGGGUCUGUGGCGGACAGGCCGGCGCGCGGUCGCAGGGGUACGGACCAGGCUGUGAGUUUGAAGGCGAAGUCAGGGGAGGCCAAGGUGGUUGAUGAACAUGCCGAACGUUGCGAGGUUGCGAGAUCAUGGGGUGGAGUAAGGGCAUUGGCAGGCAUGUCAUGGGAAGACGGACGUGCCGAGCUUGGGAGAACAGGCGAGAGCCACGCGGAGGAUAGCGAAUGUGAGGGGGUCUCGCCAGUGAACCGGGUCGAGAUCAGUCAGUCACACAGGCUCAAGGCGGACCUCGCGGACGUACAUGCACGCCGCGAGACGGACCAGGCCGCGAGCUUCAGAGCGGCAGAAUCGCAGGGUUCAACUGAGGCGUCAGCACGGACAUCGGGAGAGAGCGGACGUGUUGCCAGUGAGUGCGAGAGAGAGGGCGAGUGCACGCAGGAUGGGGAUAGCGCGACGGUUCUACAGGUGAACUCGUACGGGAUUAGCAACCUAGACGGAGGACUGGUGGGCUCACCAGACAUACCAAGGCGUCGACACGUAACGGUGGCGAGGGAUGUUGCGCAGGCUACCGCGGAGUCGGACGGGCAAGAGCCGGGUCCUCAUGCAGGAUUUGUCGAAGUCAGCCAGCCAAAUGGACUCCCGGGAGACAUGACGGACCAACCAUCACGACGAGAGAUGGGGGAGGGGCACGUACGAGCUCACGGCGACGCGAACCAGCUGAGUAGUGGGGAGCCCGAGUCAGCUGAUGAAUGCGCUGGACAUGGCGGCGUUCGGGAGGCUACGAGACCGUGGAGUCGAGCUGCAAUGUCAACACGGAUUGGCACGUCGGGAGGGAAUGGCCAUACUGAGUGUAAGGGAGCGAGCACGCGCGCGCAGGACAGCAAUAGCGAGGCUGUCUUGCAGGUGAACCUGCUCGAGAUGAGCGAGCCGACCGAACUCUGGGCGGACGUGAAGGACAUGCCAUUGCGACGAGGGGCGGGAGAGAGGUACGUACACGCGGGUGGGGAGACGAGUCAGGGCCAGAGCUCGAGGCCGAGUACGAGGGAGAUGAAGGAUGGAGGUGCGGGCAAGAUCCGGUGUGGUACGAAGUGGCAAGGGCUUGAAGCUUCAGCCGGAACGUCAUCAGGCAUGCGGAGGGGAUACGGGUGCACCAGACGUGGGGAAACGGGCACGUACACGGAGGAGGGUGGUGGCGAAGCGGUUUGGCAAGUUGGGAUCAUCGAGACCAGUUGGUCCACCAACACCUUCAAGGACGUACUGGACAUAUUGUGGCAGCGAAGUCUGGCGGGGGAUCUGUCAUGGAAGCGAAGGGAUGACGAACGCCACGGACACGAGGUUACCAGCAAAUACGAGCAGGAUGGCAAGUGCGAAGAGGUGCUACAGAUGGGAUUUGUCGAGAUCAGCCAGCAGAAUGGUUGCUUCGCGGACUCAGCAGACAUACCGGGGCAACGAUACCAUACGGGUGGGCUCGUGCACACAGAGAGCGAGGCGAACCAGCGCCCGAGUAUCAAGCCGAGUAUGGGGGAGCGGGCUGAUGAACAUACCGGCCGUGACGAGACGUGGAGGGCGUCGAGCGCGCAAAAGCACACCACGCGCUCUGAGAGUGAAUGGACGAGCAGUCAGGAAAAUGGACGCUUCACAGAGUCGGGCAACGUACCGUGGCAAGGACGCACGACGGGUGGGCUCGGAUACAAGCAGGGUAGUGAGACGAAGGAGGACAGGUGCUUCGAUUCGAGUAUGGUGGACUGUGACGAGGACAUCCGUCAGCCUGCGACGCAGUGGAGCAGGAAUCACGACAACGGACCUGAUCAGCGAGACACGACGCAGGGACACGGUGAACGGCCGGCAGGCAUGCACGAGGAACAGUGGGACGCGGAGCGAGGAUGUGGCGAACAGGCGAUUUCGAUGCACGACGAACAGCGGGAGGUGUUGACCUCUCAGUCGAGCUACGCGCACGACAGCACAGGCUGUAGGGAAGUCAGCGGGACGAUUGUCUCACCGGUUGAACCGCCACAGGGAUUGCAAACAGAAGGCGAUGUGGAGGUUCCAAGCGUUAGGAUGAACAGCUACGAGCCCGAGUCUGCGAGUCAAGACACGCCGGAAGAUGCCUGGCUGCUGGGAGACUUCGGCGAGUUCGACACCGAUACACUGGAGCAAACAUCCGAGGACGACCUCGUCGCAUGCUGGCACAUUGCAAAGGACGGGCGGCGGCUAUGGGGAUACAUUCCGCGAGCCGAAGCCGAGGCGGCCCUGCGCGAAGUUGAGCAGGCAGACAAAUGGAUCCCAGAGGAUGACACACGCACCGUUGACGAGGAUACCGAGCGGAGCAAAUGGCUAGCGCAGUACCUGGUACACGAGUGCGUACGACUCGGGGUAGAUGUCUCGGAUAACCCAAGGAGCGAGGACUCGACGCAGUGCGAGACUGGGCAAGCAGGCCGCCCAGGAAACCCGAAUGCGCAUGGUCCGGCGGAACGUGAGCGACCACAGAGUGCGGAUCCGAGUAUGGGGAGCCUCGUGGUCAGCCGGACAGGGUGGUCGAAGCGGGAGAACGUGGACUGCAAGAUGCACGAUGACGGGCUAGUAAGCUGUUGUCACCUCGACGACCACGGGCAGUGGAUCAUCGAAUUUCUUCCGCGCGACGAGUCGAAGAGGGCGGUUACAGAGGCAGAUCAGCAGUUGCGCGGUGGGUUCAUGCGCAGUUUGGUUGCGACGAGAGGACACACCGCAGACAACAUCGACCGGAACAAUCGACAGUACCAGGCGCACAAGCAGGCGAGGGACGACACGAUGGCCUCGGGCAACGCGACCGUCGCGGACGAUCAUAGACUCGGACUCGCCGGAGAGUGCCUACUCGUCGAGUGCGCUGAGCUCAGGGUCCCAGAAGAGGUCUGCGAUGAAAAACUAGUCAGCUGCUGGCACUUGGAUGAGAACGGGCAUCGGAUCGUGGAGUACCUGCCGUGCGCAGACACAGAGAGGGCAAUGGUCAAGACCAAUCAAGACUGCGGCUGGCUUGACGAGGACGACGGUUGCACGCACGGUGUAAGCGGAGUUUGGGGACACGAUAUAGAAGACGGCGAAGCUAGUGGGCUUGCAACCUUUAUGUCGCAGUGGAUUGCCCUUGGUUAG
This is a messenger RNA of Fomitopsis serialis, 7362 nucleotides long. RefSeq lists its product as uncharacterized. Bases 1 to 7362 code for a protein of 2453 amino acids. NCBI's taxonomy places the organism in Eukaryota, Fungi, Basidiomycota, Agaricomycetes, Polyporales, Fomitopsidaceae. The record is from RefSeq and is a predicted model, not a curated record. The transcript is spliced from 3 exons.